Messenger RNA from Suillus fuscotomentosus, 585 nucleotides. RefSeq lists its product as uncharacterized. Lineage: Eukaryota; Fungi; Basidiomycota; Agaricomycetes; Boletales; Suillaceae. The coding region runs from base 1 to 585 and encodes 194 amino acids. The transcript is spliced from 3 exons. The record is from RefSeq and is a predicted model, not a curated record.
AUGUCAACAGUCGUCGACAUCACAUGGUCACCAUACUGCAGCAUCACGCCAAUCUAUGCAGCCCAGUCGCUUAACCUCCUACAACCUUCUCAGCCUGGCUCAAAAUUUCAUCUCUGGAAUUAUCAUGCCAGAAAGAAGCCCUCUACCAGCUCUUCUCAGCCUCCUAAGCCUCCUACCAUGCAACAACAUAACGGCGGAGCAACCCAAAGCAAUCUGUCAUCAUCACAGCAACCGAAUACCACAGCAAUGGCAUCCACUACAUCUCCUGCAGCUAUUGGCACUGCAGCGGCAGCUGGAACCUCGCAUCCUGACAUCACCAUAAAACGAGCCAGAUGGCUGUCCAUCACCGUCCACCUCCAUCUCAAACCCUCCUCCCUUGAGAUCUCUGGCCAGUCUGACAAUGUCAUAGGUUCCAUCCACUAUGGCCAUCUCACCAAAGCCGUCACAGCGCUCUCAACAUCUCAUCCGGAUGUUCGUGCACUCAUGCAUGAUGUCACUCAGAAAGUGUUCCUUUUGGUUGGAGAUGCCGUGCGCCUUGUCAUCAGCCUUCCGAAGCAGAUUUUACUAGCAAACGACAGAGUUUAA